Echinops telfairi (small Madagascar hedgehog) is the source of this 2170-nucleotide messenger RNA. RefSeq names its product zinc finger protein 699-like. Gene Ontology annotation, biological process: regulation of cytokine production; negative regulation of transcription by RNA polymerase II; regulation of immune system process. The record is from RefSeq and is a predicted model, not a curated record. Lineage: Eukaryota; Metazoa; Chordata; Mammalia; Afrosoricida; Tenrecidae. The transcript has 8 exons. Bases 611 to 2170 code for a protein of 519 amino acids.
CGGAGUCUCGGGGAGUCGCUCCCGCUCCGCGGCCCUCUCUGGGGUCCCCACCCUGCCGAGCCUCGCGACGUCCCGCAGCCCCGGAAGAGCCCCCCCCCCCUCUUUGCAGCCAUCGCCCGGUCGCUCUGCCGCCUCCUCGGAGAUCCCGGCUGCUCUCUGGACGGCCGGCCAGGUGGGGUGGACCUGUGUCUCGGUGCACGCGUGAACAGAGAUCAGUAUUCUAAAAGGACUCCCAUUUUGGACUGGAGUAGCCUUUGGACAAAUGACUGUUCUGUUCCCUAUGUGACCAAAAAGCGGAGAAGCUCUGUAUUAUGGGAAUGACAGUUUCACACCCUCUCUGCCAUGUUGGUCACUUAGUUGUCUGGUCUCAAGUGUGCUGGGUGAACUAGUCCAGGCCAGAUCACUGGGUACCCUGGGCGACCAUCUUGCACAUCUAUAAGUCACACGCAGAGAAUUCAACUCCUUUGACUGGUGUGUGGUGCAACAGAUGUUAUCCAUCUGCUUCCAAACUGUUCAGUGCUCUGCUUCCAUUUCCAUCCCUCUUGCUGAAGUGGCUUCUUGGUCUUAGAGACAGCAGUCUCUACAUUUUUCAGAAGCUGGAGCAAGGAAAAUGGACUCAGUGGUCGUUGAGGAUGUGGCUGUGGUCUUUAGCCAAGAAGAAUGGGCUUUGCUGGAUCGGGCUCAGAGGAGACUCUACAGAGAUGUGAUUAUGGAAACCUUUCAAAACCUGGCCUCAAUAGGAGAAACCUGUGAAUCACAUGACAAUAAUGAUCAGCAUAAAAAUGAGAGGAGACAUUUCAGAAGUCAUGCAGAAGAGAACCUCUUUGAAAGUAAUGAAGGCAGUCAAUGUGGGAAAACAUUCGGCUGGAUUCCAGAUCUUACUGUUCUAAAAAGAAGUCUUUUUGAAGAAAAUCCUUUUGAAUGCUUUGAGUAUGGAAACACCUUCGUGGAUCAUUCAUCAUAUGACCAUCAUAACACAUCUCAUACUAAAUGUAAUAUAUGUCAGUGUAAGGAAUGUGGAGAAUACAGUGAUUGUUCCUCUCAAUUAACCACUCCUAAGAGAACUCUUCCUGGAACAAACCUCCAUACAUGUAAGGUAUGUGGAAAGGGUUUGGUUUGUAUCUCAACUCUUAAGAAUCCUGUAACAACACUCACUGGUAAGAAACUCUAUGAAUGCACAGAAUGUAGAAAAGAUUUCUGUAAUGUCUCAUCCUUUUGGACACAUGUGAGCAAUCAUAAGCAUGAAUGUAAAGAAUGUCUUAAAAUCUAUAAUUGCCCUUCAUCCCUCAUUUUAAGUAAAAAAAUGCAUAAAAGAAAUAAACAUGUAUGUAAAGAAUGUGGAAAAGCCUUUAGUGAGGCUUCGUCUCUCACUCAACAUUUAAGAAUUCACAGUGGAGAAAGACCUUAUCAAUGUAAGGAAUGUGGUAAAGCCUUUAGUCAAUCAGCACACCUCACUACACAUAUAAGAAUUCACAAUGGGCAGAGGCCAUAUGAAUGUAAGGAAUGUGGGAAAGCCUUUAGUCAGGUCUCAUCCCUCACUAAACAUGUAAGAACUCACAGUGGCGUGAGACCUUAUGACUGUAAGGUAUGUGGGAAAGCCUUUAGGUGUUCCUCACAUCUCAUUCAGCACUUAAGGAUUCACAGUGGAGAGAGACCUUAUGAAUGUAAAGAAUGUGGGAAAGCUUUUCGGUGUUCCUCACACCUCACUAAACAUAUAAGAACUCACAGUGGAGAAAAGCCUUAUAAAUGUAAAGAAUGUGGGAAAGCCUUUAGUGAUUCCUCAGUCCUUACUACACACAUAAGAACUCACAGUGGAGUUAGGCCUUAUGAAUGUAAGCAAUGUGGGAAAACAUUUUGUCAGGCCUCACAGUUAGCCACACAUAUAAGAACACACAGUGGAGAGAGACCUUAUGAAUGUAAAGAAUGUGGGAAAGCCUUUAGUGAUUCUUCAGCUCUCACUAUACAUGUAAGGACUCAUAGUGGAGAGAGACCUUAUGAAUGUAAACAAUGUGGAAAAGGCUUUAUUCAUUCCUCAGCCCUCACUACACAUAUAAGGACCCAUAGUGGAGAGAGACCCUAUGAAUGUAAGGAAUGUGGGAAAGCCUUUAGUUCUUUUUCUCUACAGGUAAACAUCCACAAUGUUCUUGUCAAUGCCAGCAUUCAAGAAUAG